GAAAGUUUAGCAUAUUUCUCGUUGAACGUUUCUUUCUACGCAACCAACGUAAGUCAGUUUAUAUCGUAGUAACUAUGGUUACAUAACGCGCAUGCGCAUUUCCUUGUACUAGCCAAACAUGGUUACUGGAAUGCAUUUAAAUCGACUUAAAAUGAACUGGCAAGUUGUUUGCAUUUUACCACAUUCUCUUAUUAAAGAGUGUGUGAGAAUUUACACUGCUUUUUUGAACAGUUGAGUAUUUCGGACGCAAAAACAGUUUCUGCACCAUCACAUCUCCACUUGCAGCCAGUAUGCUCCCUCCAAAAUGUCCAGUCUCAGAGUUUACCUGCGGACACCACCAGGAAAAUCACUUGAGGCAUCUCCCCUUUUUGUCAGCACAUAUGGUCAACUGAAGCUGUCCGUGGUCUUGAGACAUGAAGUCCUCUGUGUCAGCGUGCUGGAAGCCAAAGACAUUUUGGUCGAUGGCCAAGAUCCAUGUGACUCUUACGUGAAGGUUGGCAUGUUCCCAGGCGGCGACCCAAGAGACCGGCCAAAGACUCAACGGGUGCCUCGAUGCAAGAAUCCUGUCUUCUUACAGACAUUUUACUUCGUUGUCAGUGACCAGGACCUUGAUAAAAGACUUCUCUUCACAAUAUGGAACUCGGACUCCGCCACCAGAAUGAGUGUGCUCGUAGGUUGUAUCAGCUUCGGUGUUCGCUCGCUAAUGGACCCCAAAAAGGAAGUUCAAGGCUGGUACUAUUUGCUCGGGGAAGCGAUUGGGAGGAAGAAACAUCUUAAAGUGCCUGACCAUCACAACUCCCAUCGUAAUGAGGCUGUGCUGUCAAACCAUGGUGCUGCCCCCGAGACCAAUCGCCCUGAGAAUAUGCAAUGCUUAACGGUGACUAUCCUUCGAGGAAAGGAUGGAUACGGCUUCACCAUCUGCUCAGAUUCCCCUGUGAGGGUCCAGGCUGUAGAUCCAGGGGGUCCAGCAGAUCAGGCAGGUCUGCUGCAGUUAGACACCCUCCUGCAGCUCAAUGGUCAACCCGUCGAGCAGUGGAAAUGUGUGGACUUGGCUCACGCUAUCAGAAAUAGUGCCAAUGAAAUCACACUGGUUGUUUGGCGCACGGGCCCCUCUGCCAAGCCCAACUUUGAGGGCCUCAUCCACAGACCCUCCUACAAGCCCUCCACCUCAAAUUACGAUGCUCCCUCGCCACCCACCCGCAGGCGUGCUCCUGAUAUCGGCACCAGCAAGACCCCUCCAGCCGUGCCACCACUGCCAGCCCACCACCGUGCCACCGCCAGCCGAAGGCUGCUGGUCAACGGCUCCGAGGCUGGGAACGGAGGUGGUGUCGGCUUAGGGACUUUGAGGUGGGGGGCGCAGGGAGGAUCGGCCGAGGAGCUGGAUGGGAAAGUGCGACACCUACACCACCCCCACACGGCCACACUGAAGGGCACCAGAGUGAAAGCAUCCAACGGGGACAACUACAUCAUCCUGGCACCCAUCAACCCUGGAAGCCAGAUCUUGAGGCCUGUAUACCAAGAUAAUCAGGCAACCUUAGCAGCCAGGCUAUAUCCCACCCGUCAGAUGCCCGGAUCCCAAAACCAGAGUGUGGGCAGUGGGAAUUACGCUGCAGGAAUGAGCAGCAGCAGCGGUGGAGUUGGAGGUGGCGGUGGUCUCUCAAACCGUACCGCUUUCUUAAGGCGGUCCAACAAUGCCAAGACGACAAAAACAACUUCCACGGCUGCUACCUCUUCCACACCGAACUACCAACAGCAGAAUGCCAACUUUGCCAACUACCAGAACUGUACGAUUGUACGCUCACACACUCCACAUGCCAACUAUGGAUAUGUAAAAGUGGCACCAAAGAUACUUAUCUUCCCCAUCUUUGUUCAGCCUCUGGAUCUGUGCAGCAGGAAUCUGAUCAUAUCUGAAGAAAUGAUUCUGCAUGAGAGCAAGCAUCACUCUUUGAAGGUGACGGUGUUCGUCUACAGCGACCUGAUGCUGGUCACUCGAGAGGACGAGCCCGGCAGAUGUAACGUCCUUCAGAGUCCCUUGUACUUGCGGCAGCUGCGUCUUCAAGAUGAUUAUGCGGAAGAACUCAGAUUCUACCUGAUCCAUAUGACGGAGAAGUGUGACUGCCUGCUCAGUCUGGAAGCCUACUCAACAGACCAGAAGCACCGUGUGUGUCAGUGCCUGAAGGACAACAUCGACAAGCAACUCCAGCUUCACAGGAGGGAGCCCCUGCUUCCGCAUUUUGACCAGAUGUUGGAGCCAAAGGUGGACACCUCCCCUUGUGACCUGGGUGGACUUGGUGCAGAUCGCAGCGGAGUAUGUCUCCACCUUCCACCUCGAAGUUCAGAGGGUGAGGAAAGCAGCUUGUAUCCCUCCAGCCCAUCAGAGCCGCCAACCUUGGGCAGCCCACACACCUCAGAGCCGCUGACUCCUGUUGAUGAAGUUUACCUACCACUCGGCGGUCUGGGCGGAUCCACCGAGCGACACAAGGUGCCUCCCACACCACCGCCUUCCACUGAAGGAGAAGACUGCAAGAGCAUGGAAGGAAAUGAGAUGGAGAUCUGGAGAGAGGCGCAUGACCUGCUCAAGAGGACGGAGGAUGAAUUUGAGGAAGAGGAUGGGAGUCGGAAGAGUGCUGGCAGUGAGUUGGAAGAGAAGGAAGGAGGCGAGGAAGAAGGUGAGAGGGAUGAGGAGGAAGUGAAUCUCCUCCUGGUGGUGUCCAAUACAGAUGAAGACAAUGCCUCUGAACCCCCGGACACCAACGCACCACCCUCCUCCUCAUCAUCCUCUUUCAUAAUCCCUGAGCUACGCCUGGACCGCUCCUUCAGUGCCGACGCCCUCUCCUCCCCCAACACCGACGAAGAAGAAUACGAUGAUGACGACGAUGAAGAGUCCGACGAGGAUGACGAGGAAGAUGACAGCGAUGAUGCCUACCUGCAGCGCAGUGACAGCAAGCGCCGCAGCAUGGUGGAGGGCGCCACCUGUGAGAAACACGGAGGGGUGCGGCUCAGCGUCCAGAACUCUCUCCGUCGCCGCACGCACAGUGAGGGGAGUCUGCUGCAAGACCCCCGGACCCCGUGUUUCACCUCCGACAAUGCCAUCAACUGUCUGGAGGCGGGAGGAGGACAUCACAAGGGGGGGUGGACGCUCCCGUCACCCAAAACCUUGAAGAAGGAGCUGACCAAGAACGGAGGCUCCAUGCAUCAGCUGUGCAUGCUGUUUUCUGGGAGAAAGCUGAGCUCCGGAUCCCCCUGUAGCUGCGAGGUCGGCUCCGACGGGAAAAAGAAGAAGAGAAGGUCCAAGAAUCUGGCCAAAGACAUGAAGAAUCGCUUGGCUUUCCUGCGGAGGCGGAAUGAAUCCCCAGGAAGCAACGCCGCCAGCAAGUUAGACAAAUGUAUGAAGUCAGUCAAGCCCACGCCAGAGGAGGCGCUCAAGUGGGGGGACUCGCUGGACAAGCUCUUGACGCACAAAUAUGGCCUGGCAGCCUUCAGAGCGUUUCUGCGCACCGAGUUCAGCGAGGAGAAUCUCGAGUUCUGGCUGGCGUGCGAGGAAUACAAGAAGGUCAAGUCACAGUCCAAGAUGGCCUCAAAAGCCAAGAAGAUCUUCGCAGAAUACAUCGCCAUCCAGUCGUGUAAAGAGGUCAACUUAGACUCCUACACCAGAGACCACACAAAGGACAACCUGCAGAAUGUGACUCGCUCCUGCUUCGACCUGGCGCAGCGGCGGAUAUACGGGCUGAUGGAGAAGGACUCAUACCCCCGAUUCCUCCGCUCAGAACUGUACUUGGACUUAAUCAACCAAAAAAAGCCCAGCUCCACCUCGACUUCAUCCUCGUCGUAAAACACACUGAACUGGAGAGGGCUUCUUUUUUGUUUUGAUUUUCGAAUGAGGUUCUCUGUCUGCCUUUUAUUUUCGUGUAUGUCCAUCAUCACGUUGUUGACAUGAGAGAGAGAGAGGAUGGGGCUUGGCACUGUGAUGGAUUGUAGUUUACACGAAUGGACCGGGACGGACGAGAGAAAGAGUGUGAGGCCGUUCGUCCGACCACAUUUUUUUAUUAUCAUUUGAAAUCUUUUAUGUCUCUAUCCAUUUGUACUGGAGAAAAGGAGGGCGUUCUCAGAGAACCCUGCAGACAUGAAGACAGUCCGGUACUGUUUUGUCACUUAUUUCUUCCUUUAAAAACCCCUCCUUUCCUCCGCCACGGCGACCUCCACAUCAGAGCUGUCGGUACGACACAACAAUAAGUGGAAAAAAAAAAAAUAGAGGCACAUGCAACCACUCUUCUGCUUCUAUAAAUGGCUUUUUAAGACGACUGUGGACAAAUGCUGUUAGCGUGGAUAAACAGAGAUGGACGAAGCAUAAAUAAAGGACAGAGCGAAGCUGUGAAGAAUCACAGACAUCCAUGAAAAAGUCACAUGCAAACCUGAGGAAGAGUUCCUUCAACAUUGUAGCUGAUUCUGGACCAUCCGUGGAUGCGUUCUCAGGACACUGGUGCAUCCAGACUUCUUUUUUAUUUGCAAUUUUUGGAGGGGGCGAGGGGGUUUCUGACACUCCAAGAUGGUUGAGUAGAAGUUGUAUAAAGAAUAUUUAUUUAGUUUGCUGGACUGCUUCACCCUUUAAACGCACUCGGCUUAAAAGCUCCUCUCUAACCACCACACAGGUCCAACGCUGUCCUGGAGUUAAGUGCAAUAUUUUUAUUUUUUUAUGUUAUUUUAUUAUUAUUAUUCUGUUUAUGUAAUUGGGGUUAAGAUUUUGAGGGUGGGGGGCAGUGGGGGAGGGACGACCAGCUUGAGCUCGGUAUUUACUUUAUCCGUUGCAAGAGAACAAAAAUACAUUUAGAGCUACAAAGUUGACUUAACAAUGUAAACCAUAAGUAGUUUGGAUUUUAAGCGACUCUAACUGUGUGAGCCGCCGGCAGCAGGCAGCCGGGGGCGGUGUGACGGUUGUACAUAUGAUUCUUUAAGAAAAAAAUGUGAUAAUACAUGAAAAAAAAAAGAUCAUGUCUCUGCUGGUGAGACCCCAGCUGUAUCUAUGUAAAUACAAGAGACUGAGAACUAUAAGAUGUAUUGCUGAAAACACGAGGAGCGACACACGCUGCUGCUCUUCAUCCUGGUCAUACACUGCAAGAGGUUUUUCUUGAAUGCAAAUUAUCAUUCUCACUGUUUACAAUUAAAGAUGCAUCUCCUAUGAUAGCGAGUGAAAACAGUAGAGUACAUUUGGUGUCAAUGCUAAAAAUAAAUAAAUCAACUAAUAAA
Synchiropus splendidus (mandarinfish) is the source of this 5244-nucleotide messenger RNA. RefSeq names its product regulator of G protein signaling 3a (gene rgs3a). The coding region runs from base 305 to 3832 and encodes 1175 amino acids. The record is from RefSeq and is a predicted model, not a curated record. Gene Ontology annotation, cellular component: plasma membrane; nucleus. Gene Ontology annotation, molecular function: protein binding. NCBI's taxonomy places the organism in Eukaryota, Metazoa, Chordata, Actinopteri, Syngnathiformes, Callionymidae. Gene Ontology annotation, biological process: signal transduction. The transcript is spliced from 24 exons.